AUGCUGACUCCAAGCAAAGCGACACCCAAUGUGCCCUUCCCUUCUCCCCAGAUCGGGCUACCACAUCAUCGCUCAUCGCCGAACAACAGCGUUCCCAGCAGCCCAUUUCGACUAGCACCCAGCGCGUCGCAGUCAGCCUUGACUCCCUCACCUCGUCACUCUUUGCGCAGUAGAGUCUCACCCGCUCCUUCGGUCGCACCUCCGCUGGAAGGGCGUGUGCUGGCCAUUCUGCUCAAAAGCGCGGCAAAAGUCCACCGCUCUGCGAUCCUCAACAGAGCUGCUUCAGCUGGUCUGCGCUGUAUCGCAGAGCGAACAGAGCGCUGGCUAGCGGACACGGAUGGCGACUUCUUGGAUGCCUUCUUGCUACACGAGUCUUCAGACUUUGCCAGAUCAACAUGGGCGCAUAGACUGACACGAGGUGACAUUCGCGUGCUUGUGCUGGAAGGUCCUGGCGGUACGGACACUUGGACGAAGCUGAUGGGUCGCGACCACGAAGUCGAAGGUCCUGCGAUCGAGCUCGACGACGAGGAGGGGCCAGAUGAAGGUCUCAGGAGAACAUUUGGCGAUGCUGCUGUGUACGGCUCGUCCAAAGAGCACGCCACAGAGCGACAGAUUGCGAUUUGCUUUCCCGAAUUCGCAAAGGCAGGUGUGCUUGAUGCAUUUGCAGCGGAAGCCACCAUCGACUCGGAUGUUCAAUCCUCCGCACCGCGAGACCAAGCUGACGUUGAUGAACAGGAAGGCACGAGCGCGCUUCCGCUCGAGGACAGCAUGCAUCACAGCUCGGCCCACAGCAGAGUGGAUUCUGCGGAUGCGGUAGAGCCAAUCGACGUACCCGACGUAGACGAGGCAGACGAGCAGGCUCAUGUACACCACAUGUCGCGUGAGAACAGCACGCUUAUCCUCAGCGCCGACGAUGUUCAGUACGAUGAAGGUGGCAGAGCAUUUGCUCCGGAUGGAACAGAGCUGGCAUUGGAAGAAGAGCUACACUCCACAUACGAGCGGGGCGGCCAUGCACCGGUCGUCGAUGACGAGCUUUCCAGACCAUCUUCGAGUCACACUAGCACGCAUGAUCCCGCAGCGCGUCUCGUUGCGAAGGGCUCACCAAGUGGAUCCGCGUUUCGAGCACGACCGCUACCUGCCUCUACCCAUUCUGCUACACGCCAACCCCGUCUCUCGCGCGCUGCUGCGUUAAGAAUGGGUGUGGACCUGCCUGCUCCGCCUGUUCGCAAAGCGACUGAAGCCGAAAAGAACGCCGCGUCAAAUGACUCAAUUGAGCUGGGUAUCAGCGGCCUGCGCAAAGCAAAAGCACAGCGUCCCACCUCUAUAGCACAGCCCACCACUGCUCCGAGGAUGAACCGGGCGGCAGCUAUUCGCGCCGGAAUAGAGCUUCCCCCCGCACCUGUCAGGAAGCCCUCCACGGAGCACAAGAAAGUGGUCGAUACCGGUGUGGAGCUUGGCAUUAGCGGAGUGCCCAAGACAAAGGCGGCCCGGCCUGCUUCCAUCGCUGGGCCAACACAGGCUCCUCGCAUGAAUAGGGCCGCUGCCAUCCGCGCUGGUCUGGAGCUUCCACCCACUGCGCCACGGACAAGGGCCAUUUCCUCCGCAACGAAUGGCACAGAUGUGUCCAAGUCGUCGUCUGUGGGCAAUGUAGGUAUCAGUGGUCUCCCGCGAGCAGAAGCCGCGAAGCCAAAGAGCCUUCAAGCGCCAAGCGUAGUGCCUAGAGGAAAUCGCGCGAGCGUGGCUCGGGGCGUCAACGACCCUACGGGCAGUCCCACUCGAAGCAUGAAGCAAGCCGUCAAUGGUGCGCAGCCCACGCCUCAAGCAGAUUAUACCGCAUCGGGUCACAGACGAGGCUCGCAGAGCGUAUCCAGCAUCAAAGCGCUCGGCACGCCCAGCAUUGCACCGCGGAGCAACAACGCAGCAACUCGGAGAUUGAGCGUGCACGCCUUUCCCAGCGCGGGAGAUGCCCCCAGCACAGAUGGCGCUCUCUCGAGCCGGCCUGCUAGCUCUAUGGGCUCGGCCAGGCCUAGAAGCGCGGCUGGGCGAAGCUCCAACACGGGCAUAGUUAUGGGGAGAAGUCAGAGCGCAGCGAGUCGACCCGCCGGUCGAGCAUCUUCUGUAAGUGGCACUGUCUCUAAUGACACUCAGACCUCGGUGUUGCGCGCCAAAGCCCCACCUAGCUCCUUCAGAGGCUUCGCGUGA
This is a messenger RNA of Ceraceosorus bombacis, 2202 nucleotides long. NCBI's taxonomy places the organism in Eukaryota, Fungi, Basidiomycota, Exobasidiomycetes, Ceraceosorales, Ceraceosoraceae. The record is from the annotation of a GenBank genome assembly.